CUGGUACUUGGUACUGCCACCUCCACUUCUACUACACUCUACUGCCACUAUACUGCUCUCAGCAUCCACUAGUACCUCAUCCUACCUCUAUCGGUACCUGACUACACACCCACACCCGCAGCCAAUUUCCUCGUACCUGAACUACCUUGUUGUGGUGUCUUGCUAUGUCUUGGUUUACCUUGGCCUCGUCGUCGCUCCCUCGCUCUUUCCCUCCUCCCACUCCUCCCACUCCUCCCACCACCCAUUCCCAGUUCGUUACUACUGUUACUGCCUGUCUCCACUGUCCCAGACUCUUCCCCUUCUCGUCUCGUCUCCCCUUCAUCUUCUCGCCUCCUUCCUUCCUUCCAAGCCAACUAUUCUAUCUGCAGCGACUUCGUCCGUCCUGCGACUUCCUCUUUUAUUUGUGAGACUCAUUCACAAGACAUUCGUUUAAUUACAUACCCGUCUUCAGCUCUUUCUUCCCACAGCUUCAAUUCUCCAAUCCGCCUUCUUCCAAUCUACUCUAUCCCGAGUUUAUUUUAUUCGCUGUACCACACACAGCCCAUAUACUUUCCCGGUCUAGCAGAUAGACAAAAGUAAUCAACUUUCCAUCAAAAGUAUCCUUCCUUCACAAUGCUCGUCAACUACUUGGUGCCGGCCCUCGCGGUCCUCGGCAUGGCCACUGCCGCUCCCACAAACCCCGCCUGCAAGCAGACAACGGUGAUCAUCAGCAGCCAGUCCGAUGCUGAUGCCCUUGCCGGUUGCACGACCUUCACCGGUAACAUCCAGAUCUCCAAAGAUGUCCCAUCCGGAGGCAUUGCUCUCAACGGCAUCCAACAGCUCAACGGUGACUUGAUUGCCAACCAGGCCGUCAAGCUGACUGCCCUUUCCGCCACCUCGCUCGGCUCCAUCAGCGGAACCAUCAAGUUCACCAGCUUGACCACCAUGUCCAGCCUCGAGUUCCCAUCGCUGUCCCAGGUCGGCGCCAUCUCGUGGACGACCCUCAAUGCUCUCCAGGCGCUCACCUUCACCACCGGUGUCACCAAGGCCAAGUCCGUCUUCAUCACUGAUACUGCCCUGACCAGCCUCGAUGGUAUCAACCUUGCCACCGUCGACAGCUUCGAGAUCACCAACAACGCCUACCUCCGCAAGAUCGAGACCCAGGUUGGCAACAUCUCCCAGGCGCUCAUCAUCAACAACAACGGCCCCAACCUGGAGCUUACCUUCCCUAACCUGAUCUGGGCCUUCAACAUGACCGUCCGCAACGUUUCCAGCCUCAGCAUCCCUUCCCUGAAGGUUGUCAACUCCACCUUUGGUGUCUACGGAUCCUACAUGGAGUCGGUUAUGGCCCCCAACUUGACCAAGGUCGGAGGUGACGUUGCUUUCGUUGCCGACUCUUCGUUGACCAACAUCUCCAUGCCGCUUCUCCAGACCAUCGGAGGUGGUCUCUUGAUCGCCAACAACAGCAAGCUUCUGGACAUCACCGGAUUCCCGGCCCUCAAGAGCGCUGCUGGUGCCAUCUCCAUCUCCGGAAACUUCACCAAGGCUGCCUUCCCCGCCCUCGCCGAUGUCCAGGGUACGUUCAACGCCCAGACCUCUGCCAACUUCUCCUGCAACGACUUCAACAAGCUCCACGAUGCCCAGGUCGUCAAGGGUGACGUCUUCUGCCAGGCCCAGAGCGACAACGUCCAGACCACGCUCUCCGGAUCCACCAGCGGCCAGACCGACAGCGGUUCCGGAAGCAGCGACUCUACUAAGGAUGCCGCUGGCAGCCUCAAGGUCUCAAGCGUCUUCGUUGUCGGCAUGGCUGUCCUUGGUGGUCUUCUCGCAUUGUAAAUGUAGCUAGUGUGUUUUUUUCAUGAGAGAGAGAGAGAGAUACGAGUGGAAAGUUUUGAGGAGAGGAGAGGAGAGGAGGGCGUUUUGUCGUCGUUGUGGUUUUUUUUUAACUUUGUGAUUAGUAGUGCAAGUCGAGCUAGACAAAGACAUAAUAUGUUACGACCUCUUCAUCGUGGGACCUUAUUGAGCGCGUUGUGGGGGGAAAUGGUGAUGGAUAAUGGAGGGUGACUUGAGAAUUAUCUGUCUUUUUGCUCUCGCUACUUGACUUGCUGUGCUUUUAGGACUCGUUGCUCUGGGGGUCUAUCAUUUUUUUUUGUGCAUGCCUGCUUAACUUGACAUUCGCUCUGCUCUAGUGGUUUAAUGGUUGGUGGGAUGGAUGGAUGAUUGUGCUGUGGCAUCUUUUCUUUGCAACGAUUUUUGUUGUGAUUGCUCUGGGUGGGUGAUGAGGAGGAGGAAGAAGAAGAACGGAGGGUAGUUGUGAGGGAUGAAGGUGCGAGGGAGGUAGGGGGGAGAAGGAAGGGAGAAAAAGAGGAAAGGGG
Messenger RNA from Pseudogymnoascus verrucosus, 2354 nucleotides. RefSeq lists its product as uncharacterized. NCBI's taxonomy places the organism in Eukaryota, Fungi, Ascomycota, Leotiomycetes, Thelebolales, Thelebolaceae. Gene Ontology annotation, cellular component: fungal-type cell wall; plasma membrane. The coding region runs from base 613 to 1815 and encodes 400 amino acids. The transcript has 4 exons. Gene Ontology annotation, biological process: fungal-type cell wall organization. The record is from RefSeq and is a predicted model, not a curated record.